CGGCGGGGGCGGGAGCGGAGCCGGCGCCAUUUUGUCGCGGGUGGCUGAGGGAGAAGCGGCGGCGGCGGCGGGAGCGGGCGGAACUCAACGCCAGCCCCGGCCCCGCGCCGGCCCCACACCGGCCCCGCAUUCACCCGCCCGCCCGCCGGAGCUCACCGGAGACCUGGCGACCGUGUGCUUCGAUUCUCUGAAGAUGGCUGCACAGUCAGCACCGAAGGUCGUGCUAAAGAGCACCACCAAGAUGUCUCUGAACGAGCGCUUCACUAACAUGCUGAAGAACAAACAGCCGAUGCCGGUGAAUAUCCGGGCCACCAUGCAGCAGCAGCAGCUGGCCAGCGCUCGAAACAGACGUCUGGCCCAGCAGAUGGAGAACAGACCGUCUGUGCAGGCCGCUCUGAAGCUCAAACAGAAGAGCUUGAAGCAACGCCUCGGCAAGAGCAACAUCCAGGCGCGGCUGGGCCGGCCGGCGGGGACGCUGGCCCGAGGAGCCCUGGGGGGCCGGGGGCUGGCCCUGGGCCAGCGGGGGAUGCCCCGGGGGGCCCUGCGGGGCCGCGGCGCCCGGGCCAUGAUCCGAGGAGGGGUGGCGCUCCGAGGUCAAGGCCUGCUGCGCGGCGGGAGAGGGAUCGCCCCCCGGAUGGGCCUGCGGAGAGGCGGCAUCAGGGGCCGCGGGGGCCCGGGAAGAGGCGGCCUGGGCCGGGGCGCCAUGGGCCGGGGAGGGAUCGGCGGCAGAGCAGCAGAUACUCUUUUCUCGAAGCUCCUAGCUCCUCAAGAGCUAGCAAAGGAUUGUUCCUAAAACACCAUUCUGGUGCUGGGCUGGGCUUAAGGAACCCUCAGGACGUUCCGAAAUCCUCAGGGUGAUGAGAAGGAGCUGGGAGCGUACCCGCGGGUCGGGCCGUGCCGGGCUGGGGGCAGUGAGCGCUGGCUGUCCCCCGGCAGGGCGCGGCAUGGCCGGGCGCGGCCGGGGCGGCUUCGGCGGGCGCGGCAGAGGCCGGGGCCGCGGCAGAGGCUCGGCGCGCCCCGCGCUCACCAAGGAGCAGCUGGACAACCAGCUGGACGCCUACAUGUCCAAGACCAAGGGA
Pyrgilauda ruficollis (rufous-necked snowfinch) is the source of this 1079-nucleotide messenger RNA. RefSeq names its product chromatin target of PRMT1 (gene CHTOP). Lineage: Eukaryota; Metazoa; Chordata; Aves; Passeriformes; Passeridae. The record is from RefSeq and is a predicted model, not a curated record. The transcript has 6 exons. Bases 194 to 793 code for a protein of 199 amino acids.